AUGGGACGGACGUGGACACUGGCAGUUAAGGCUGCAGCUGUCGAUGUAAAAGGACGCAGAGUUGUGCUGCGACGAAGUGAAUCCGCCUACCUUUUUCAGCGGGCUCUGGAAUGUGGUUCAUGGCCCUUGGAGCGGAAAGUGAUGGGCCUUGCUGAGGAGGGAAGAAGCGGAGUGUGUUUAGUGAAGAAGGUGGUGGUCACGUGA
Messenger RNA from Hydatigera taeniaeformis, 204 nucleotides. The record is from the annotation of a GenBank genome assembly. Lineage: Eukaryota; Metazoa; Platyhelminthes; Cestoda; Cyclophyllidea; Taeniidae.